This is a messenger RNA of Lachancea sp. 'fantastica', 456 nucleotides long. The record is from the annotation of a GenBank genome assembly. Lineage: Eukaryota; Fungi; Ascomycota; Saccharomycetes; Saccharomycetales; Saccharomycetaceae.
AUGGUCAAGAAGGGCUUCCAUGGAUUUAGCUCUUGGCAGCACUUGUUGUCACAGUCUGUCUGGGCCGUUCCAAGACUUUCUCCCAAACCUUCCCUCUGUUUCUCUCGGCCUUACCAUCCCUUCUCUCGGCUUCUGCCAUACUUUCCUUACAAGAUUUGUCGAUCUUCCCGGCCUUUCCUACAAUACUACCGCUCCAACCCCAAGAACAAUCCCUACACAUCGCAGUCGUCACUUCCGUCGUAUCCCGCAGACUACUACAACUACUGCACACUGAGAAAUACUGAUUCCCACCCCCAUUUCAAGCUCAAAACAGCGACUACCCUAAUUCCUAUCACUUUACUGGCUCAUCGCUCAGUUCAGGUACCUCCCUCGUCAUCAUACGCCCUCACCUGCAAGCCCCUGCUUCAUUUGAGAAGCUGGCAUCUUGUCAAUAUGCCGGCUUCUUGUUGCUACUAG